Microsporum canis CBS 113480 is the source of this 1328-nucleotide messenger RNA. Its product is annotated as dihydrofolate synthetase Fol3. The transcript has a single exon. Gene Ontology annotation, biological process: folic acid-containing compound biosynthetic process. Gene Ontology annotation, molecular function: ATP binding; dihydrofolate synthase activity; tetrahydrofolylpolyglutamate synthase activity. The record is from RefSeq and is a predicted model, not a curated record. The coding region runs from base 24 to 1328 and encodes 434 amino acids. Gene Ontology annotation, cellular component: cytosol; mitochondrion; cytoplasm. NCBI's taxonomy places the organism in Eukaryota, Fungi, Ascomycota, Eurotiomycetes, Onygenales, Arthrodermataceae.
AGGUCUAGCAUGGGCAUUGGCUGAUGAUUGACCUUGGCCUUGCCCGCAUCGCCCGCCUGGUGCCGUCCAGCUCGCUUGCCUGGAAAGCCAUCCACAUUGCCGGCACGAAUGGUAAAGGAUCUAUCGCCGGUUACCUGUCGUCGUUACUGACGGCCGGGGGUGUUCGUUGCGGCUCGUUUACCUCUCCCCACCUGGUCGACCGCUGGGACUGCAUCACCAUCAACGAGCGGACGGUGCACGAGUCGCUCUUCCGACAGGUAGAGGAUCAGGUCAAGCGGCUGGACGCCAGCCUGGGGGUCGGCGCAACGGAGUUUGAGCUGCUCACGGCCACAGCCUUUGAGAUCUUUCAGCAGGAGAAGGUCGAUGUAGGAGUCGUUGAGGUUGGAAUGGGCGGCAGGCUGGAUUCGACGAACAUCCUGACGAGCGAGAGCGUGCUGGUGUCAGUGAUUGCGAACAUCGGGCUCGACCACCAGGCCAUCCUGGGCAACACGCUGGCGGAGAUUGCAUCCGAGAAGGCCGGGAUCAUGAAGCCUGGUGUACCCUGUGUUGUCGACGGGACGAACGAGGAGCAAGUCAAGACGGUGGUGAGGGAGCACGCGAGGGGGGCGGGCACUACCGCUGCCUUUGUCGAGCCGGAGAGCAUGGUGUCUGCCUAUCCACAGCUGCGGCAGAGAUUCCACGACCUGGCGGCGCAGCCACAUCAACAGUCGAACAUCUCCUGCGCGAUUGCUGCCUUGGAACAUGCCCUACCACGGUUACGACCAGACCUGAAGCCCAGUGAUCUACUUCCGUUCCUACCUCCCAACCCCCGCGCCGGUAGGCUGCAGCUCAUCGAUCUGUGGCCCCUCAUACCUAGCCGUGAACUUGUGCUGCUGGACGGUGCACACAACCCUCAGUCGGCCAGAGUUCUCUCAUCCUACGUCGACCAGACGCUGCGUCGUCCGGAGGCAAACAUCACCUGGGUCAUUGCCGCAUCCCAGGGCAAGAACCUACAGGAACUGUUUGGCUGCAUGCUCCGGCCGGGAGAUAACGUAGCAGCUGUCCAGUUUGGCCCUGUCGACGGGAUGCCAUGGGUUAGGAGCGUUCCCGCCGCCGACCUUCUCACAACGGCCCGGUCCAUCACCGAUACAAAAGGGCCAACCUCGACCACCCAGUUUGGACAUGACAUCCUACAGGCACUGCAGUGGGCACAUAGCACCGCCGCUGGCAACCCCAUCGUCAUCGCCGGCAGUCUCUACCUCGUAUCUGACGUCCUCCGUCUCCUUCGCCAGACUGCCGCAGAUGCAGACGCAGACACACAUGUGGCUCGCACUGUGGCUUAUGUAUAA